This is a messenger RNA of Onychostoma macrolepis, 4177 nucleotides long. RefSeq lists its product as uncharacterized. NCBI's taxonomy places the organism in Eukaryota, Metazoa, Chordata, Actinopteri, Cypriniformes, Cyprinidae. Gene Ontology annotation, biological process: DNA recombination; DNA integration. Gene Ontology annotation, molecular function: DNA binding. Bases 377 to 3190 code for a protein of 937 amino acids. The transcript is spliced from 11 exons. The record is from RefSeq and is a predicted model, not a curated record.
GGAAGCUGUAGGAGGCAGAAACUCGUGGGGCAAAUCUUCAGAAGGCAGAGACUCAGGGGCAAAUCUUCAGGACCCAGAAACUCAGAGGUAAAGCCGAAGCAGUUAGACACACAGGGGACAAAGCUUCAGGAGGCGGAGACUCAGGGGUGAAGCUGAAGGAUGUAGAGACUCAGGGAGCAAAGGAAUACUUCAAGCUCAUAGUGAGGUUGAACCAUCCACUCACACUCUGUCCCGGUCAGAAGUCAGAGACCUAGAGAAGGCUCGUAGUGAGGUUGAACCAUCCACUCACACUCUGUCCCGGUCAGAAGUCAGAGACCUAGAGAAGGUGGCUCCAAAGAAGGACCAGUUACCAUUGGAUCAGGACUGUGUUGAGAAGAUGUCACUUGUCAAUGAGGAGCAGAGCUUUUGUGCCCCUGCUGAAGGAGUUAAGGAGGUCUGCAAACAUGUUGUGGUCACUUCAGCAAUAUCAAGCAUGGACAAAUGUGCUGAAUGCGUGGGACCUGUAGCAGCACUCAAAUGGAUUGGCCUGAGAUGCAAAUUGUGCUCCAGUUUUUGGCACAAGUCCUGCUAUUCGAAGCUUCAUGAAUGGAAUGGAAAACGGUCAUCGUGGGAAGUAAGUUCAGAGGAAGACGAGCUGUCAGAUGAGGAAUAUAUACCACAGUCUGAGUCAGACAAUCAGUCAGACAGUUCAGAUGAGUUGACAACAAGACCGGCAUGUUACGAUCAAGCUAAUCUCCUCUCAGAUAUACAGGAAGCUGCAUCCUCUAAGUUUAGUGAACCUCAGAGAUCAGAUGUAACUGCCCUGAAUGUGUCUAAGGGCAAAGGAAAAGGAGUCUUAAAGGCCAGGGAAGCAGCAAGUGUGUAUGAUGAGUCUGACUUACUUUGCCAUGAAGAGCAGUUGACUGAUGUUGAGACAGACAGUGAUUCAGACUGUUCUGGUGAACGUCACCUUCCCAGAAAGCAAGGCUCAGUGGUACGCAGGUCAACAGAUGUGCUUAUAUCACCCCAAUCACACAAUAGAAAGGACAGUAGUGAGAAGUUUUUGAAUGCAAAGAGCACAGCUACGUUGAGAGAGGAAGAGAGGGAAAGCAGCGUGGCUGAAGAAGAUCAGUGUGUGCAGUCAGCAACAAUCUCCUGUUCAGCAAAUAGUAAGAAUUAUUGUUACAUCUGCGGGAAACCACAGUCCAAGUUAGCGCGCCAUUUGAAAACUCAUAAGGAUGAAGUUGAAGUUGCACAGGCUUUGUCACUCCCGGUUCACUCGAAAGAACGUAAAGCAAUGCUGCAAAAGCUCAGGAACAAGGGCAACUUUCAGCAUAACACAGAUGUGUUACAGUGUGGAGAGGGGGCUCUUAAAAUAAAACGGGCACCAAAAAGAAAGUGUGAUUCAAAGCAGUUUGUGCAUUGCAUGUACUGCAAAGGGAUGUUUGUACGGAGAGAUCUGUGGCGUCAUUUCAGACGAUGUUCCUCAAAACCAGCAGCUGACAGUGAAAACCAAGGGAGGAGGAGAGUUUUGGGCCUGGCGUCUAUGGCAGAGUCUUCAUUCACUCAGCACAUUUCUCAAGGAGUUUGGAAACUCUUAGGUGUGAUGAAGCAGGAUGAUAUUUCCGCUGUUGUCAAAAAUGACCUAAGUAUUCUUCAGCUUGCACAGUCUUUCUUUAACAAACAUGGGCAUGACCCUACCAAAUUUGAGUACAUUCGACAAAAACUCCGUGAAGUUGCAAGAUUGUUGUUGACUUUGCGUAGAGAGUUUUCAAUAUACAGUCUUGAAGAAGCUGUGAAGCCUGCCAAUUUUCAUAGACUCAUUCGAGCGGUUCAGAUGGUGUCUGGCUAUGAUGAUGAGAGUCACUGCUACCAAAGCCCAAGCCUUGCUCUAAAACUGGGGCACUCGUUGAAUAAGAUUAGCGAAAUCAUUCACUGCCGAGCACUGAUGUCUGAAGACAAGGAACUGAUCGCGUCAACAGAGACCUUUAAAAAGCUCUACUCCUCAAAGUGGUCUGAGAUGAUCUCACACACUGCUUUGGUCACACUGAAUGAGGCCAAAUUUAACAAGCCAUCAACACUUCCCUUCACUCAGGAUGUCCAGUCCCUUCAUCGGUUCCUUGAGAAGACUGCACAUACGGCUUUUCAGAAACUAAAAGAGACGGCAUCUCCUCAAAGCUAUGCGGAACUGGCCAAAGCAACACUCGCCAGAAUCAUUGUGUUCAACCGCAGACGUGCGGGAGAGGUCUCUAAAAUGCCGCUGAAGGGCUUCAAUGAAAGGGACGGCACUUCUCUCCAUGAUGAUGUUGCCAUGGGCCUGAGCAAGUUUGAGCAGAAACUCUGCAGCCAUUUUAGUCGCGUUGAGAUCAGGGGGAAGAGGGGAAGAAAGGUUGCUGUUCUUCUCCCGCCUGAUAUGGUCGAUGCCCUGACGCUGCUGGUCAGCAGGAGAAGUGAGUGUGGAGUGCUGGACACUAAUGCUUUCUUGUUUGCUCGGCCAAACUGCCAGAGUCACUACAGAGGCCAGGACUCCCUCAGAGUGUAUGCAAGUGAAUGUGGAGCUCAGAAUCCAGAAUUUCUCCGAUCAACUCAUCUGCGCAAGCACGUGGCUACUCUCUCACAAAUCCUAAAUCUGAAGAACAAUGAGUUAGAUCAGGUCGCCGAUUUCUUAGGGCAUGACAUCCGCGUCCACCGCGACUAUUACAGGCUGCCAGAAGCCACUACUCAGCUUGCUAAAAUAUCAAAGCUACUGAUAGCCAUGGAAAAGGGCUGCCUUCCUAAUCUUCAAGGCAAAUCGCUUGAUGACAUUGAGAUUGAAGAUGAGAUCAGAAUGACGGAUUCUGAUGACAGUGAUCCUGAAGAAAGUGAUUCUGACGAUGAUGCUCUUGCUGGAGCUGCAGUAGACUCCAGUAAUGCUGGUGUUCAGAAGAUGCCCAUUGAGAGCACCACUGAAGUUCCUGAAGAGAGUGAGAGUGAGGCAGAAACUGAAAACCCACGGAGAGGGCAGAAAGUGGCCUGGUCAAAUGCUGAAAUUACAGCUGUAAUGAAACAUUUUAAGGGCCAUAUAACUAAAGGAAAACUGGCCACAUUGACUGAAUGCCAGCAGUGUAAGACUGCUGAGGAUCCUGUUUUGGCGAGACGCAGUGCACAGAAUAUACGGGAUUUUGUAAGAAAUCGAGGAAUUAGCUUAAAAAGGAAAACCCAGAGUAAAUGAUGUUACAUUACAUCCUGUGUCUCUUUUGAUGCCAUUCUAUUUGAUUGUUGUUAUUGUUAUUUUCCAUAAUGCAAACUGGUAUGGCAGCAGUUCAUACUGAUAUCUCACAGUAGAAAUCUGUUUAAGUUCAACUGUUAGUUUGUCAAAAAAUGACAAUUCUGUGAAUUCCUCAAUCUUUUGGAUGACCUGUCCCUUAAAGAUAAAUCAGUCUCUCUACACAUCUGCAACAUUUAUUGCGUCCUCCAAGAGUUAAUCUCAUGUUUACUAUCCGUUUAGUGAGGUACUUACAACAUGUGGCAUGCCUUUUAAUUUAUUGUUUUUUUUUUUUUUAAGUUGGUGGAUUUCAUUUUUUGUUUUUGUGUGGCAUCCCUUUUUUAUAGAAAGAUUACACUAUUUAUUUACUUUUCUUUUUUUUCUUUUUUUUUUAAGUUGGUGGAUUUCACUUAAGUUUUUGUUUGUUUGUUUAUAAGUCACAAUUUUAAGUUGUUAUUAAAGUACUUCUAAAACACAUUGAUCCCUGUUGUGUUGUGUAUUGUGUUUAAGAUCUGGUGCUCUUUAACCACCUUAGUCUUGAUAAUGCAGCAUAUUGACACGUUUGUGUGUUGUGUAUGGUCAUGUACCAGUAAAACACAUUGGUCCCUGUAAUCCAGAGAACUGACAUGUUUUGUGUAUUGCAAAAGGAGUGUCCUCAUAAAUCGAUAAGACCCUAUAAAUCCCAAUUAUGUAAUAGGCGGGAACAUUUUAGGAGGGGCGUGGCUGUCCUUGUUUACCACCAAAAUAUCAUGUUGUCAUAUUAUCCGUUCUAUUGUGUGUAAAGAAAAUCCAAAGUGGUAUUUGUGUUCUGCAGAGUAAAACAAAAUUUAUGAUAGUUUUAUCAUUUCUGUAGGACAUCGGGAAAGGUGUGUCCCCUUAAACCACCAUCCAACUGGUUUGGCCAUCAAAGUCCUGCUAAACCACAAAAACCAGUAUGUGUGUGUGUGUGUGUGU